Molecule: messenger RNA, 2523 nt
Organism: Doryrhamphus excisus (bluestripe pipefish)
Lineage: Eukaryota; Metazoa; Chordata; Actinopteri; Syngnathiformes; Syngnathidae
Gene: pcca
Product: propionyl-CoA carboxylase subunit alpha
Cellular component (GO): mitochondrion
Molecular function (GO): propionyl-CoA carboxylase activity; metal ion binding; ATP binding
Source: RefSeq, a predicted model, not a curated record
ACCACAAAUGAUGAUGACCGCCGUUGGAAGAAGUAGAAGAAGAAGAAGAAAACUGUGUUGUGGUUUGACUUCCAAUCAAGAUGGCGACGCGCAGUUUCUUUCCAUCACUCAGCAGACUGAGGUUUGCUGUAAAGCGUUGUCCAUUCCAAUCCGGAUGGGCUCAGUACUCCACCGCCCCCAGUCCCGAUGAAGAGACGUUUGACAAGAUCCUAAUCGCAAACAGAGGAGAGAUUGCCUGCAGGGUGAUCAAGACAUGCAAGAAGAUGGGUAUUGGGACUGUUGCUGUUCAUAGCGAUGUGGACUCCAAUGCGGUCCAUGUCAAGAUGGCAGAUGAGGCCGUGUGUGUUGGGCCCGCCCCCACCAGUCAGAGCUACCUCAACAUGGAUGCCAUUCUGGAUGCUGUAAGAGCCACUAAAGCCCAAGCGGUUCACCCGGGCUAUGGCUUUCUUUCUGAAAACAAAGAGUUUGCAAAGAGGCUGGCAAAGGAGGGUGUGGCAUUCAUCGGGCCAGACACUGGUGCCAUCCAAGCAAUGGGAGAUAAAAUUGAGAGCAAGCUGAUUGCCAAGGCUGCCAAGGUCAACACUAUCCCGGGGUUUGAUGGCGUGGUUGAGACUGCUGAGGAAGCUGUGAAAAUAGCACAAAAUAUUGGCUACCCGGUCAUGAUAAAAGCAUCUGCAGGCGGUGGAGGAAAAGGAAUGAGAAUUGCAUGGAAUGAUGAGGAAACAAGAGAAGGCUUCCGGUUCUCAUCCCAAGAGGCAGCAUCAAGCUUUGGAGAUGAUAGACUUCUUAUUGAGAAAUACAUAGACAACCCCAGGCACAUAGAGAUUCAGGUGUUGGCAGAUAAACAUGGUAAUGCUCUUUGGCUGAAUGAAAGAGAAUGCUCUAUCCAGAGGAGGAACCAGAAAGUGGUGGAAGAAGCACCCAGUACUUUCCUUGACCCGGUGACAAGACGAGCAAUGGGCGAGCAAGCGGUACAGCUGGCCAAGGCAGUGCAUUACUCUUCUGCUGGUACCGUGGAGUUCCUGGUAGAUUCCAGAAAGAGCUUCUACUUCCUGGAGAUGAACACACGGCUGCAGGUUGAGCAUCCCAUAACGGAGUGUAUUACUGGUCUGGACCUGGUGGAGCAGAUGAUCCUGGUUGCCAAGGGUUACCAACUGCGACACAAACAGGAAGAUAUCCCAAUAAACGGCUGGGCCUUGGAGAGCCGUGUCUACGCUGAGGACCCUUACAAGUCAUUUGGUCUUCCCUCCAUUGGAAGGCUAUCCCAAUACCGGGAACCAGUCAGUCUCAACAACGUCCGUGUGGACAGCGGCAUCCAGGAAGGAAGUGACAUCAGUAUUUAUUAUGACCCCAUGAUUUCCAAGUUAAUAACCUACGGAGCGACAAGAGCGGAAGCCCUCGCCAAAAUGGAGGAUGCUCUGGAUAACUAUGUCAUCCGGGGUGUGACCCACAACAUUCCGCUCUUGAGAGAAAUCAUCACCCACCCCCGCUUCAUUUCCGGCGACAUUAGCACAAACUUCCUUCCAGAGGUUUACCCCGACGGAUUCAAAGGUCAUCAGCUUGAGGUGGACCAGCAGCGAGAGUUGAUAGCGUCUGCAGCGGCGCUGUACAUCACAGCGCAGCUCUCCUCCCAGAAGGUCCUAGGAAACCUGAGGGUGUCCUCCGUACCAGUGGAGCGUAGCAGCUGGGAGCUUUGUGCACAGCUGGAAGAGCGAUGGCAUGCGGUGCAAGUUAGUAAAUCAGGAGACACGUAUACGGUGCAAGUGGACGGAGCACGCGUGGACGUCCACGGACAAGUCAACUUGGCUUCCCCGCUGCUGCCGCUCACCAUCAACGGGGCACACAGGACGCUGCAGUGUCUAUCCCGGGAUGCUUCAGGACACAUUGUACUGCAAUAUCUGGGCACAUCGUUUAGGGUUUGCAUUCUGUCCAAACUGGCUGCAGAACUGAACUCCUACAUGCCUGAGAAAGUUCCAGAGGACACCAGCAGCAUCCUACGUUCGCCGAUGCCCGGCACAGUGGUGGCAGUUUCUGUAAAGCCCGGAGAUACGGUUGCAGAGGGCCAAGAGAUCUGUGUGAUUGAAGCUAUGAAAAUGCAGAACAGCAUGACGGCCGUCAAGCAAGCCAAGGUAAAGCGUGUCCAUUGUAAGCCAGGUGAGACGGUGGGUGAAGGAGAUCUGCUGGUAGAGCUGGAUGAUCCCUCUCUCAGUACGUCGUGAGGGAUCAACACUGAUUGAAAGACUGGACUCAACCAAUGAUGAAGCUCUCAAUGCAUGAAUGCCCCCAACAGUGCCUCAGCGUUAAACAAUAGAAAUACUUCUGUCAAUCUGGAUUUGGAAGCCAUUGCUCAAGAUCUGGCAUUCAAACACCAUAAUAAAAUACUGUCACUACUUUUAUAAUAGGAAUAUUUUAUCACCUAUGUUGGUCAUAACUUGGAAGCAUUUUACAUGGGAUAUUAUUUGUUGCUGGAUUAAAAGUGUCAUUUUUGCCAUUUGCAAAAUAAAGAUUAGGGGUUACACUAUA